AUGGUAAUUGGGUGUUCAAUGGCAGACAAGAAGGCUCUGCAGAGGGUUAUAGGCACAGCCCAAAAGACCAUAGCCUGCCCUCUGCACUCCCUGGAAGAGCUAGCCAACUCCCGCUGCCUCAACAGUACUAAAUCCAUCCUCAAAGACACUGCCACCCUGCUCAUCACCUGUUCAACCUGCUUCCCUCUGGCAGGCGCUAUAGGUCUCAGGCGAAAUCAGUCAGAUGUGGGGCCCAGCCAGGGCGUGCAACGGUCGGGGCUGCUGCAGCAGCUGAUGUCCUCCCUCUGGUGGACGACGAGACGUGGGGCGGUGGAGCGGGCCCGCUCCAGGCCCAGGCAGCGGCCCUCGCGCAGGCCAUCCCUCUCGGGUCCUCCCGGUGGGUCGGCCUCCUCUGGCGGUAAGGGUCCGAUGGUCUCGAUGUGGGAAGGCAAUGAGCCCGGGGAUGAGCUGACGGUGACCUACAGAGAGCUGCUGCAGAGGGUCUGUCAGUUUGCCAACGUCCUGAAGUCUCAGGGAGUGAAGAAGGGCGACCGUGUGUCCAUCUACAUGCCGAUGGUGGUGGAGCUGGUCGUAGCCAUGUUGGCCUGCGUCCGCAUCGGAGCCGUUCACUCCAUAGUGUUUGCAGGGUUCUCUGCGGAGUCUCUGUGCGAGAGGAUCCUGGACUCGCAGUGUUCGCUGCUCGUCACAGCAGAUGGUUUCUAUCGAGGAGAUAAGCUGAUCAACCUGAAGCUCUUAGCUGACGAAGCACUGCAGAAAUGCAGGGACAAGGGUUUCCCGAUCCACAGGUGUAUAAUGCUGAAGCACCUGUCCAAAGAAGAAGGAGAUGCUCCUCUGGGCUCCCAGUCUCCUCCCGCCAAACGGCCCUGUCCUGAUCUGCAGCAGGAGAAACAGACAGGGAGAGUAAAGAAAACGCGCCCUGUUCCGCAGGUAUUUUCAUUCCCUCCUCCCUCCACUAAACCUCCUAAACACCUUUUCUGUUUUUGCUUUUUAAAAAGGAAUAUGUCACCCACACAGCAGACUUUUCACAUCACCGCUGCACGGUAAAAACAGUAAACAUAAUUUCAUUUUUAAGGGGCAUUUAUUGUGUUGUCUUUCAUGACUUGUGGUGCUUUAAACCCUCAUGUUG
Messenger RNA from Sander lucioperca (pikeperch), 1126 nucleotides. RefSeq lists its product as uncharacterized. The transcript is spliced from 9 exons. The record is from RefSeq and is a predicted model, not a curated record. Lineage: Eukaryota; Metazoa; Chordata; Actinopteri; Perciformes; Percidae. Gene Ontology annotation, cellular component: cytoplasm. Gene Ontology annotation, biological process: acetyl-CoA biosynthetic process. Gene Ontology annotation, molecular function: acetyl-CoA synthetase activity. The coding region runs from base 1 to 1044 and encodes 347 amino acids.